GGUUUGUGUUUCUUUUGUACUCGAGUUUGUUGUAAAUGGCCGUACGUUACGGAGAAGCAACUUGAACGCCCGGAAUAUGGAAUCACAAUAAUCUGAAAUCUUCAAGGAAUGGGUCAAAAGGGCUGUAAACUAACCCCCGAGGAAACUCGGGAGCUCCAGAAGUGCACUUAUUUUGAUAAAAAAGAAUUGCAGAAAUGGUACAAAGAUUUCAUGAAAGACUGUCCUUCAGGGGAAUUAAGACAAGAGGAAUUCCAGAAGAUAUACCAACAGUUUUUCCCAUUUGGUGAUCCAACCAAGUUUGCUGCUUUUGUCUUCAAAGUUUUUGAUAGAAAUGAAGAUGGCUGUAUCAGUUUCAAGGAAUUUAUCACAGCUCUUUCAAUAACGUCCAGGGGAAGCUUAGAUGAAAAGUUAGAAUGGGCUUUCUCAUUAUAUGACCUUGAUAAGAAUGGUUAUAUCACACGAGACGAGAUGCUAAGCAUUGUACAGGCUAUCUACUGCAUGGUGGGUAACAUUAUUGAUCUCCCACGGGACGAGGACACUCCUGAGAAAAGAGUGGAUAAAAUUUUCAAACAAAUGGACAAGAAUGAAGACGGCCGUUUAACAAUGGAAGAAUUUCGCGAAGGCUCAAAAUGCGACCCUUGGAUCGUUCAAGCGCUUGCUAUAGAUCUCCCACAAGAGCAAGACCAAGCACUGGAAUAGCACAGAUUGUGCCGAACGCCACCGCCAUGCUCUAGUAACCCUUCUGGCACCGUGUCACCGCACCAGGACGACUUUUAUUUGGGGUCUUAGGGUUGCAUGCCGUCCUAAGAAUAAUUAUCAAGAAGAUAACUCCUAUACUUUAAAGGACUCCUUCUAGUUCAUUUGUGAAUGAUCGAAUAUGCAUCAUGCGAAAGGGUUUAUGGCGGGUACGUACCUACAAGAGUAACCUCGCUUGAACUCAAAACCCUACUUGAAAGAAAAGACACUAGGAACGCAUGUAUAUAUGGUUUAUCGCGCCAGCUGAAAGUUCUUGUGGCGGCGCAUGUUGAAAAGAAAUUUAGUUCCAAUAAAUUAGAGAGUCAGUGUAGAUGGGUAGAUUUUUUUUUAUUGAAAGACAUCUUAUUAUAUACUUUAGGUUUAUAUAUGCCGUGUGGCAAUUGGGUUACGUUAGUAAACAGGGAAAAUAUACUUUCAGCUAGAAGCGGGAAAUCUGUGCGAGGAUCCUGGACUAAAUAUUUAUGUUACGUAACUUAUUCCAUUAUUUAUUCGUAGGCAAGCAUUUUAGCUCACAAAUAUUACAGACUUUUCUCUUA
Nematostella vectensis (starlet sea anemone) is the source of this 1292-nucleotide messenger RNA. RefSeq names its product neuronal calcium sensor 1. Lineage: Eukaryota; Metazoa; Cnidaria; Anthozoa; Actiniaria; Edwardsiidae. The record is from RefSeq and is a predicted model, not a curated record. The transcript has 8 exons. Gene Ontology annotation, molecular function: calcium ion binding. Bases 109 to 699 code for a protein of 196 amino acids.